Messenger RNA from Parastagonospora nodorum SN15, 1050 nucleotides. RefSeq lists its product as hypothetical. NCBI's taxonomy places the organism in Eukaryota, Fungi, Ascomycota, Dothideomycetes, Pleosporales, Phaeosphaeriaceae. Gene Ontology annotation, molecular function: hydrolase activity, hydrolyzing O-glycosyl compounds. The record is from RefSeq and is a predicted model, not a curated record. Bases 1 to 1050 code for a protein of 349 amino acids. The transcript is spliced from 3 exons. Gene Ontology annotation, biological process: carbohydrate metabolic process.
AUGUCGAUCCAAGCCUACGAUCCUCCCGUUAUCAACGCCUUCCACCAGUGCGAUCCUGCAGCCCACGUAUGGAAGCAUGAUCCCAACACUGUCUACAUUUAUGGAUCUCACGACUGGAACAGUACUUCUACUUCCGAUGAUGGUGGCAGCCAAUAUGACAUGAAAGACUACUACGUCCUUACUCAAACCAACAUCAGCGCGCCAGCCAAGGUCUCCCAGAAGAUUUUGGAUCUUCCCGAUGUGCCAUGGGCCGCCAAGCAGUUGUGGGCGCCCGACGCCACGGAAAAAGAUGGAAAGUUCUAUCUGUAUUUCCCAGCCAAGGAUCAUGAGGGUGUCUUCCGCCUCGGUGUUGCGAUCUCCGACACCCCAGAUGGCAAAUUCCAGGCCGAGCCAAGUUUCAUUCCAGGAAGCUACAGCAUCGACCCAUCUGUUUUGGCUGAUACUGACGGCUCCUAUUACAUCUACUUUGGUGGCUUAUGGGGCGGACAGCUUCAGGCAUGGACCAACAACACCCUGGUAAGCCAUCAAAGAUCGGCGAAGCUAUACAUUGCUAACGACCAAAUGCAGAACAAGACGGCCUUUGGCCCCAACGAGCCCAGCUCUGGCCCGGCUCUUGGUCCUCGCUUCGCAAAGUUGUCAGCUGAUAUGCGUUCUUUCGUACAUGCUCCUAAGGAACUAGUCAUCUACGACAAGGACGGCCAAGUCAUGCAGGCUAACACGACACGCCGAUUCUUCGAAGGUCCCUCAAUCAACAAGGUUGGCCACGAGUACUAUCUCCAGUACUCUACCGGUAGCUUCCACACUGUCGAAGUCGCCGUCGGAUCCAAGCCAGAUGGUCCGUUCCACUGGAACUCGACUUUGCUGCAGCCUGUCAAGGGAUGGACCACGCACCAGUCCAUCACCAAGUUCAAGGAUGACUGGUUGUUGUACUACGCCGAUGCCUCGCUCUCUGGCCAGGACAACCUCCGCAACACCAAGGUCAGGAAGCUGAAAUACGAGCAGGGCACUUUUUCACUUGCUCAGCCUCAGCCAGUUCAGCCAGCUCAGUAG